GGCGAACGCAAAUUCAGAACUUCCGUUUACCAACUCAUCUUAGAAAAAGGUCUUUUAAAUUAUGUCUGAAUCCUGGGAUAACGUUACAAAGAUUGGUAGUCGCGCCGGACCUGGUGCUCGCACCCACGUUGCCAAGACACAAUCUCAAAUCAAUAGUGCUCGUCGUGCCGGAGCCGUCGUUGGCACUGAAAAGAAAUAUGCCACCGGCAAUCGUGCCCAAGAUCCUGCUGGACAACACUUGACGAAGAUAGAUCGUGAAAACGAGGUCAAGCCUCCAUCUACUACCAACCGUUCUGUCGCUCAAGCUCUUCAACAGGGACGUCAAACGAAGGGUUGGGCUCAAAAGGAUUUGGCUCAAAGAAUCAACGAAAAGCCUCAAGUCGUCAACGACUACGAAGGUGGACGUGCUAUUCCUAACCAACAAGUUUUAACCAAGAUGGAGCGAGCUUUGGGCAUCAAAUUGCGUGGCCAAAAUAUCGGUGCUCCUUUGGGUGGCCCAAAAAAGAAGUAAAAUAGAGAAAACCCCUUUUUGUUGGAGUGGCGUAGCCAUUGAAAAAAGAUGAAUACUGCCCUGUCUAACUAAAAAAAAGAAAAGAGUUAAAGAAGCUUAUGUAUUUUUUUUUCCUUUGUUUAAUGAUUUUAAAUAUUUAUGUCCC
This is a messenger RNA of Schizosaccharomyces cryophilus OY26, 656 nucleotides long. RefSeq names its product transcriptional coactivator. Gene Ontology annotation, cellular component: nucleus. The coding region runs from base 62 to 511 and encodes 149 amino acids. Lineage: Eukaryota; Fungi; Ascomycota; Schizosaccharomycetes; Schizosaccharomycetales; Schizosaccharomycetaceae. The record is from RefSeq and is a predicted model, not a curated record. The transcript has a single exon. Gene Ontology annotation, molecular function: DNA binding.